GGAGAGGGAGUGGCAAUGCCCUUAGGCUCAAAGGUGCUUAAGCCCAAGGCCACUAGGGUUUAAGCUCAAAAGUUUUUCAGAAAGAAAUGGCGAACUCCAUGGGUACGCUCUCACGAAGGUUAUGGCGCUCUCUGUUCUCAAACUCUAGGCCUUCUUCCCAUUACCUCUCCGCUAAGUCUAUGUGCACUACCGGAACCGGUCACCUGUCCUCCGGCGAAGCCGCCUCCGAGUCGGAACCAGACUCAGUCCCCCCAUUACCGCAGCAAUCUUCCCCAUCCCAAGAAUCCGACCCACAACAACGCAUGGUUUAUGACCGACCCCUUGAGAACGGCCUCGACGUCGGCAUCUAUAAGGCAAUAGUGGUGGGGCAAGUGGGUCAGAGUCCGUUGCAGAAAAAGCUGAGAAGUGGGAGGACGGUGACGCUGUUAUCGGUGGGGACGGGUGGGAUUCGCAACAAUCGGAGGCCGUUGGAUAAUGAGGAUCCCAGGGAGUACGCCAAUCGGUGCGCAGUUCAGUGGCAUCGGGUUUCAGUUUAUCCUGAGAAGUUGGGCGGAGUUGUCAUGAAGCAUGCUGUGCCUGGUACGAUUCUGUAUUUGGAGGGGAAUCUGGAGACCAAAAUCUUCACUGAUCCGACAACAGGUUUUGUUCGACGUAUAAGAGAGAUUGCCAUUCGUCGAAAUGGUCGCCUUGUAUUCGUAGGUAAUGGUGGUGAUGCACCGAAACCUUCACAGUCUGAAUUGAAAGGUGUUGGCUAUUACUAGAAGAUGAGUACGAGAGCCACAAAGGGAUUAUACAAAAAUAAUCUCAUAAAUUGACGUGGCUUUAUGUGAUCCAUCAGAUUUGCUUUAUAAUAAAAGUAAACUUUACAAUUUGACCAAUCACAUCAAGCAACAUCAGUUUGUGAGAUUACUUUUAUAUAAUUAUUUUGUAGCUAGAGUAUUUCUCCAAUCGGAAAUAUUUACGAGCGGAUGGAGGCAGAAAACUUGUAGGAGAACCCUUUAUUGUUGUACUGCUCUGUUUAGCCUUAUGCCUUCACCCAAUAGCUCGUCUAUUUUGGGAGGCGGUAUUGGGAAUUAGUUUUGUAAUCUUCACUUUCAAAUUGUACGGGUGGAUGUAGAACCAUGUUGACAUGAAGUUGAAGCUGAAUCACCACCACGCUUUGUAGGGAUUGCACAUAUAAAAGACAUUCAUGCAAACAAAACUUGAAUGUUGGUUUGAUGAUGGCCUUUCCAUUUGGGUUCUUGGAAAAAUAGAAGUUCACGGAUCAUGCAGGAUGUUACGAUGAA
This is a messenger RNA of Carya illinoinensis, 1286 nucleotides long. RefSeq names its product single-stranded DNA-binding protein, mitochondrial. Gene Ontology annotation, cellular component: mitochondrial nucleoid. Gene Ontology annotation, molecular function: single-stranded DNA binding. The record is from RefSeq and is a predicted model, not a curated record. The coding region runs from base 87 to 761 and encodes 224 amino acids. The transcript is spliced from 4 exons. Gene Ontology annotation, biological process: mitochondrial DNA replication; positive regulation of helicase activity. Lineage: Eukaryota; Viridiplantae; Streptophyta; Magnoliopsida; Fagales; Juglandaceae.